Trichomycterus rosablanca is the source of this 1159-nucleotide messenger RNA. RefSeq names its product WD repeat domain 77 (gene wdr77). The coding region runs from base 134 to 1102 and encodes 322 amino acids. The transcript is spliced from 10 exons. Gene Ontology annotation, biological process: oocyte axis specification. Gene Ontology annotation, molecular function: protein binding. Gene Ontology annotation, cellular component: methylosome. The record is from RefSeq and is a predicted model, not a curated record. Lineage: Eukaryota; Metazoa; Chordata; Actinopteri; Siluriformes; Trichomycteridae.
AUGUGUUCAUUCAUUAGCAGUGUGGAGCAGAGAGAGCGCGUGCAGGAUUUAUGUACAGGAGUGUGUGUGCAGUAGAGAGUGUACCGGAGUGAGUGAGUGUGGUCACACACACUGAGUGUUUAUACUGUUAGAGAUGCUGCAGGAGGGAGGUUGGCGGAUCCCCCCCACAGCGCCCACCUGUAUGGAGACACACCUGGAGAGCGCGAGCUACCGUGCAGAUGGACUCCUCCUCCUCGGUGCCUCUAACCUGACGGCCCGGUGCUGGUUCGGUUCUCUCUGGAUUUAUUCGGAUCCUAAAUUGGCCCCUAAUGAAGGAUUCUGUAAGGCGGGGCUUCAGACGGAGGCGGGGCUUAGUGACGUCAAGUGGCUGACUGACAGGACCAUCGUCACGGCAACAGACUCAGGUGCAGUUGAAUUAUGGGGUUUAUCCGAAGACGAGCGUUUGUUGGUGAACAAGUUCAGUCAUCAUGAACAUGAUCAUAUCGUCACGGCGAUCAGUCCUGCAGCCGACGCCCAGCACGCCGUCAGCGGCUGCAUGGACUGCAGGAUUAAAGUGUGGGAUCUGAAUCAGGAAGCUGUUCUCAACACCUAUAACGUUCAUUCCAUGGCUGUGAACAGUGUGAGCUGCAGCCCUACAGAUCCGUCACUCUUCCUCUCCUGUGCCCAGGACGGACGCUUGCUGCUGUGGGAUCGAAGAAAACCCAAACCUGCUACUAGAUUAGAUGUGGUUUCUCCGAGUUGCAGUGUAACUGCUGUGGUGUGGCAUCCACAUGAAACAAGCACAAUAGCUUAUGGUGAUGAACUGGGCAGGGUGGUUAUUAAGGAUUUCCAGGCUGCAGGAGAAAUUCAGACCAUCAACUCACACAAACGCAGAGUAACAGGACUCAGCUUCUCCUCACACAGUUCUCCUCUGUUGGCGUCGGUUAGUGAUGACUGUAACGUUGUCGUGGUGAAUUCGGAGCUCAGAGAGACUUACAGAGACGUUAGACACCAGGAUUUUGUGCGGGGGGUGUGUUGGGUUCCCGAUGGUUCUGAUGUUCUUACAACGGUUGGAUGGGAUCAUCAGGUUCUCCACCACGACGUCCAGGAGAUACACACCUAAUACACACACACACACACACACACACUUCAUGAUUGAAUAAACUUGAUGUUCAGCUGA